Sordaria macrospora k-hell is the source of this 1437-nucleotide messenger RNA. RefSeq lists its product as uncharacterized. NCBI's taxonomy places the organism in Eukaryota, Fungi, Ascomycota, Sordariomycetes, Sordariales, Sordariaceae. Gene Ontology annotation, biological process: mitotic sister chromatid cohesion. Gene Ontology annotation, cellular component: NatA complex. The record is from RefSeq and is a predicted model, not a curated record. Gene Ontology annotation, molecular function: N-acetyltransferase activity.
AUGUCGCGUAGUCAACAACCUUCGAUACUGUCAUUCUUCCAACCCAAGCAACAGCUACAACAACCUCAACAUGCCCCUCCCCCUCAAGACUGCAUGAACGGUGCAGACACAACAGCAAGCGUGCUUCUGAGCAACACCUCCGUACCACCACCACCUCCUCCUCCUCUGUCUUCCCUCACCUCGGCCCCACCGCCGCAACAAGUUCCAGCUCGUCCAGGUGUCAGUCCCGUCACGGUCACUCUUCCGGCCAACAUCCCCGUCCUCCCAUCCCCACCGUCGAUCCCCUCUCAAGCUAGCAUAGUCCCGGUGGCCGAACACCACAUAGCCGCCCUACGCAGGAUCAAUUCGCUCCUCCUCCAAGUCGCCUACCCGGACGCCUUCUACGCCAAGGUCCUCGAACCGCUUGCCUCGGGGCUCUUCUCGCGCGUCAUCCUGUGGAGCGACGAUCCUGCUUCCGAGCCCAAAGUCAUCGGUGGCGUCGUCUGUCGACUCGAGCCGAACCCCUUCCUCGACCCGUCCAACGGCCAACCGCAGGCACCGCAAAUACCCAGUGCCCAGCAGCAGAACCAGCCCGGCCCAGCUCCCGCCGACUCCCCUUACCACGCCAUCUACAUCCAGUCGCUCGCCCUGCUCUCACCCUACCGAUCCCUCGGUCUCGCUGCCGCCGCGCUCGACCACAUCAUCGCCAGCGCCUCGCUCCUGCCCGCCGCCGGCUCCACGAUCGACGUGCGAACCAUCUACGCCCACGUGUGGACCGAAAACGAGGAAGGACUGCAGUGGUACGGACAGCGAGGGUUCCGGACCGAAGGCCGCGACCCAGUGAGGGGGUACUACUUUAAGCUACGACCGGACACGGCUUGGAUUGUGCGUAGGGACAUUGGAGGAGGAUCUGCUACAGAAACACAAGCACCUCUUCUAUCCCUUGGGGCGGCGAACUCUUUACCGAAACGAACCCUCCCAUCAACCGGCAUCAUGGCUUCCAGCACAACCGCCACCACGCCCGCCACGGCGACGGGCGUCCUAGCAGCCGCUGUCAACCUACCCUCUUUGGCCACACUACCACCGCCAACAAAGUCCCCAGCUGGACCUCCUCCAUCAUCUUCGAACCCAAUCACCCGUUCAUCCUCAACAGCUUCCUUCCCACCAUCAGCAGCAGGGGCACCGGGGGUACCACCUACAUCAACAUCCACCUCAACACGGCCACCGCCCCCCUCAACCGGCAUGUCCUACCAAAACGCGCGACCAGAAACAGAAUGGAACGACUUGCCGCCUGAGAUGGUCCAGAUGAGUGUUCCCGGCGCUGGUACUCCCAGGGAAAUGACUUCGGGGGCCACUAGUAGUAGUGCGGUUAGCUCGAGGAGUAGCUCUGUGGCACCACCGGGGGGGCCGAAGAAGAAGAAGGGGAGGGCGUAUCCUAGUGCUGCUUUUGGGCAGUAG